Molecule: messenger RNA, 363 nt
Organism: Symbiodinium necroappetens
Lineage: Eukaryota; Dinophyceae; Suessiales; Symbiodiniaceae
Source: the annotation of a GenBank genome assembly
AUGGAGUAUCUCGCCGCGUGGAGGAUGCCGUGGACUGCAGGCUGGUACAGCGAGGAGGAGGUCCACCUGCGGUGCUGGGGGGCACCGUGGCUGGCUCGCUUCGUGGCCACGGAGGUGGGCCUGAGCCUUCUCGCUGGCGCAGCCGCUGGUUCCGGGCAAUCCUUGGGAUACCUGUGCCUGGCAUUGCUGCCGCUCUUCGCCGCCUACUACAGGCACGAGCUUGAUCGACUGCUGCAGAAGCCUCACAGCGAGGACCUAGAGACCUGGCAAACUCAGCAGCUUUUCCUCCAUGGCGUGUCUUGCCUGGCAGCCAGCUUUCAGGUCUCUUGGCUGCGACUUGCACAGUUUGCCGCGUCGCAGCAG